UUUAGCUCCGCCCCUUUUUGCGCGCCCCCGGCAGUAUCUCGCAGGCCUUGAAGAGUGGCGCGUGAGCGUGCACGUGGCAGGUUAGCUAGUUCAUUGUGCGCCGAGGCGAGGAACGCGUGCUCAGCCUCUCCGCUGCCAAGGUACAUGUUGAAGUUGUGACCCAUCAAGCCCAAACAUGGACCCUGAGAACAACUGUGAGGUUUCGCCCGUGAUGCAGAGUCCGCAGCAGCAGGAAGAGGAAACGACCGUAGCGGCGACGUUGGUAAUGGAAGAAGUGGUUACACAGCUGGAGCAUUUCACAGAACCUGAGGAGCCAGCAGCUGACGAGGAACACGUGUUGAACGGUACAUUUACCUUUGACGCGGGGACAGAGAACAUGUCGGAGAAGGAAGAAGCUGAGGCUGUCAUGGUGCCGCAGGAAAUGGCUGCAUUGCCAGAGAGCAGCUUAGAGCUGGACCCGGAUUCAGAUGACUUGCCAGAAUUGAUCGCAGAAACGGAGCCAACAACCCAGGAAGUGAUUGCACGGGAGCUCCAAGCAGAGCCGCGGCUUCCCAGCCCGGAGGAGAAGACUCUGGAACAGGUGGAGGCUGUGAUGGACGCCGUGGCAGAGGACGUUAUCAAGGAGGCCCCGCCGGAAGAUAAUGGUGCACUCGCAAAGGGAGACGCGAAGUUGGAAGUGUCCGCUGAAAAAACAGUUGACGUUGUGGUGCCGGAGAAGGAGGCGACAUCUUCUGAAGCGGUGCCACCUGCAGAGCCCCAAAAGGAAGUAGAGCCAGAAAAAAGUGCCAAGUCAGUGGUUUCCACAGGAGCGGCGCCUGAAAAGGAGGCGCCAGCCCCCGCUGCUGGCUCCUUGGCGUAUGCCUUGCUGGAUCAAGAGAAGACCAAAGAUGCUCUGCGGGGCUCCCGCACCCUCGUCGUCCUCCGAGGACUACCCGGAUCGGGGAAAAGCUUCCUUGCCCGCGUCUUGGCCGAAGCCUACAAGGACCGCUGCACCGUUUUCUGCGCAGACGACUAUGGCGUGAAACCUGAGAACCAAGACACUAGCGCGAAGGGCCACAAGGCCCUGGACGCAGCCAUAGCGGCCUGCUGCGUCAACCCUUCGGCGCUCGUGGUGGUGGUGGACGACACUAACCACACGCAGGACCGGCUGGCCCACCUGGGCGAGUUGGCCAUGGAGCACCGGCUGGUCGUCGUCUUCCUGGAGCCGCGCACGGAGUGGAGGAGAGACGCUGCUCGGCUUGCCAAGACCACCGGGCGCAAACUCAAGCCGGCGCAGAUUACAUCAAUGAAGCGGCAACUGGAGGAAAUGUCCCUUCCUCUCUUCUUUGCCUGGUUUCUGCUGACCCCUGUGCAGGACCAGCUAAAGUCCUCAAACACGGAGUUCCUGAAAGCACUGAGCACCUUGGACGCCUUCAAGAAACACACGAUUGACUUCACUGGGAAUGAGGAAGAGCUGGAUCUGACGCAGUACUUCAAAGCCAAAGGAAGCCUCCAUUGUACCACCAAAUUCUGCAAUUAUGGCAAAGAAGCAGGCGCCAAAGAAUAUGCGGAGAAUCCAGUUGUAGCAGACUCCUACGGUUCGGUCUUCGAGCUGUCCCUGAGUGCCCUCUUCGUCACUCCUCGCACUGCCGGCGCCCGAGUGAGCCUCACAGAGGAGCAGCUCCAGCUCUGGCCGUCUGACUCCGAAAAGGGUGGGCAGUCCACCAUCCCCUCUGCCGAUUCCUUGCCCGUCGGGAGCCGUGCCCACGUCACUCUCUGCUGCGCGCAGGGCGUGGAGGCGGUCCAGACGGGCCUGGACCUGCUGGAGAUUCUGGUCUUGCAGAAGGAAGGCCAGCAGGGUGAGCUGGUGGCUGACAUGGAUCUGGGCCCGCUGCGCUACUACGGCAAAGGAAGGUGGAUGCUGGAGCUCAAGGAGCCCAUGUGCGUGCCGGCGUGCUUCUCCAGCUUCUACAAACACCAGGGGCCCGAUGGCGUGCAGGGCAAAAAAGAAUCCAAGAAGUGCACCAUCUUGUAAAUGUCAUCCAGGAGGAAGAUGGCUGGUAAAUUCAAGAUGUGCCUUUUUUUUUUUUUUUUUUUGCACCAGCACCCACAAUGCCUUCUGUCUAGUGUAGCAUGUCUGCCCACAUGUCAGGACCUGUUGUAGGCUAGCAUCCUAGCUAAAAAGUGGACAUUUCUGCUUCUCCCGCUGAGUCAACCAUGUACUUCCAUAGCAUGCAUCCCUCAGUAAUGCAUCCCUCAGUAGGACCUCCAUCUCAUUACUACUCAGUUCACGUGUUGCCUUUUUUGUCUCGUCCAAUCAUUUCCCAGCAGACUAGAAAGUGGUUUUGUUGGCAAAGGAGGCCAAAGCUGUCAGUGUAUCGAGUGAAUGUGCAUUAGAUCCUUCCUUGACAUGUUUGCACUGUGCAUUGUUUGAAAGGGAGAUGGAUGAAUUUGGCAUUCUCUUUUUGUUUUCAUACGCUUGCACUUAAAAGAACGCUGUGAAUUCAAAUCGUGUUUUGCAACCUUUUUGUGCUCUGCAAGGCUGCGUGGCUUUGCUCUUUUUAGCCACUUUGAACAAGUCUUCAUGAAUUUCCAUUUUGUAACAUCUAACUUGGUCUGGAAGGGCAAGUUCUACUUUAUGUAGCUCUUAUGAAUCACUAUUUUUUUGCACUUGUUUUGUACACGUAAUAAAAACAAACAUGAUACUCUAA
Nerophis ophidion (straightnose pipefish) is the source of this 2690-nucleotide messenger RNA. It is a transcript of the gene cnp, whose product is annotated as 2',3'-cyclic nucleotide 3' phosphodiesterase. The record is from RefSeq and is a predicted model, not a curated record. Gene Ontology annotation, molecular function: 2',3'-cyclic-nucleotide 3'-phosphodiesterase activity. The transcript is spliced from 4 exons. Bases 176 to 2014 code for a protein of 612 amino acids. Gene Ontology annotation, biological process: cyclic nucleotide catabolic process. Gene Ontology annotation, cellular component: membrane; cytoplasm. Lineage: Eukaryota; Metazoa; Chordata; Actinopteri; Syngnathiformes; Syngnathidae.